AUUUAAAUUAAGGAAAAUAAGUUUGCAUGAGUCUGGGACAUGGGGCUGUAGUGAUGGCUACCACGUCACAGACCUCCUGCCCUGCACACAGUGGGUUCUGCACAGAAAGUAUAAAGAAGAAUCGUGGAGAAUACAAAAAAUCAUGCUGCAUUCAGCAACAUGUCAGCAAUGCAUGGACCCUGAGAUGAGAAAUGCACAUGGCUAAAUUGGUAAAUAGAACACAAUGAAACACACUAAAAUAAAAUCCACUGCAUGAAAUACAACUUGCAAUCCCUGACAACAGGAAGGGACUUGUUCUUGUUAUCUGCUAAUAUGGACAUGAUGAUUGUGCCCCAAAUGUUUCAAACAGCAGUUGGUGGUGAUUGAUUUGAUCUCAAGAAUGAACAUUGUCAGUCAAAAUCUCAACUGAAGACACUGCAGCAAAAUUCCUGAGGCAUCUUAAAAAAAACUCAGCCCAAGUAUUGGAUCACAAUGAAGUGCUGCAGAAAUCAUUCUUUUCUGAAUGCCAGCUCUUCACAGCAGAGGGUCCUGAUGACAUCACAUCCUCUCCUAUAAGUUACAUAAGCUGCCUCCAACGUGCAGUGAGCAACAUCACCCGCGCUCCGCUGCACCGCCCCAAGGACCAUGGCCGGGUCUCCUGCACUGCUCCUCCUGCUCAGCCUGGGGCUCUGCUGCACUGGUGCCCAGGGACAGAGGAACAAGAUGGAGGCCAGGUUCCUCAACAGGAAUUUGAAGCACCCCCAGGAGGGACAGCGGCUGGAGCUGGAGUGCCUGCCUUACAACAAGGACAGCGGUGUCUCCUGGAUUCGACAGGACAAGGAUGGGAAACUUCACUUCAUCGUCUACAUUUCUGUGCUUUCUCGGACCACCUACCCAGGGAGCAAGACAACAUCUUCACAAUUUGAGGGGUCAAAACAAGAAAACUCCUUUCGGCUGGUGGUGAAGAACUUCAAGGCACAGGACCAGGGCACCUAUUUCUGCUUCAGCAACAUCAACCAGGAGCUGCACUUCAGCUCUGGACAACCCGCCUUCUUCCCAGUCACAACAACAUCAGCACCCACCACACCUGCUACCACCAACCAGAGCAGCCAGAUCACCAAGAAAGACAUCUGCAUGCAGAGCUCAGAUCCAGAAACAAGCAACAAGAACAUGCUGAAUUUCUACUGUGAGAUUUACAUCUGGGCUCCCCUUGCUGGCGCCUGCCUCGUGCUCCUUGUAGUUCUGGUUGUCACCAUCGUGCUCUGUCAAAAGACCAGAAGACGACGAUGCAGGUGUAAGAGACCUCCAAAUGGGAAGCCUGGUGCAAAACCCAGUGUACCAACCCGACACAUAUGAGCAGCUGCAGCGCCCGGCUGCUGGUCAGCAUCUGGGAGCCACUGCUGCCAAAGGCAAUCUGCCACAUAGCUACUAGUCUUCGAGCAUGCUAUCCUGAGAAAUCCAGAAAGACAGCAAAGGAGCAGAGUCACACAGAGCCAGCACCUCCCUGAAGCACAGCUCUUACUGAACCAGAACUUUUCCAUUGGAUUCCAAAGGCCCAACACCACCUUCAGACCCAGCAGAACUCUGUGGUUCCAGCAGAAGAAAGCAGUCGAUCCUGAUGCAAAGACCCAUCGGUGACAAGUGGAUGAGAAAUAAGGAUAUUGACUGAUCUGCCCCCUUUUUUGUGGUGCUGUGCAGCCCCCUCAAAGUUUCACAGAGUCACAGAACGGCUCAUGUUGGAAGGGACCUUACAGACCAUCACAUCCCAACCCCAGCCAUGGGCUGGGUGCCACUACCGGGUCAGGCCGCCCAGGGCCCCAUCCAACCCAGCCCUGAGCAAAGUUUCAUCUCAUAUAACAUAGGGCUGCACUGAGAAAGCAAACAAGGAUAUAAAGGCUGUACUUUUGGGAGUUUUACACUCCUGCAGGCUGAAGUUUCUUAUUUCCCCUUUGCUCCCUUCAUCCUGCUGCUAACCCCACACCCACUGUGCUCAGCACUUCCACCUGGGCACAAAGUGGGACUUCCCUUCUUUCUGGAAUAACUGGUUGAGUAUCAAUAAAUUAACAGCCUCUGUUACUUGCUUUGGCUAAGCAGGACUUUCAGCAUACUUGGGGCACUGCGAGCAAGAGUUGUUUAUUUUUUCACCUCUGUGCCUGAUGUAAAUAUUUCCUCAUUACAGUGACACGUCAACACCUGAGAUAAAAUAAAGCAACGUUUCCAGACAGA
Molecule: messenger RNA, 2205 nt
Organism: Tympanuchus pallidicinctus (lesser prairie-chicken)
Lineage: Eukaryota; Metazoa; Chordata; Aves; Galliformes; Phasianidae
Product: T-cell surface glycoprotein CD8 alpha chain-like
Exons: 6
Coding region: 625-1335 (236 amino acids)
Source: RefSeq, a predicted model, not a curated record